Messenger RNA from Saprolegnia parasitica CBS 223.65, 885 nucleotides. RefSeq lists its product as hypothetical. NCBI's taxonomy places the organism in Eukaryota, Oomycota, Saprolegniomycetes, Saprolegniales, Saprolegniaceae. Gene Ontology annotation, cellular component: cytoplasm. Bases 1 to 885 code for a protein of 294 amino acids. The transcript is spliced from 3 exons. Gene Ontology annotation, molecular function: oxidoreductase activity. The record is from RefSeq and is a predicted model, not a curated record.
AUGGAACAGACCGCCGAAGGCACGCUCGAAGUCUUCGAGUCGACCGCCGAGCGCGACGAGGUGAUGCACUCGGAUCGCAUUUACCACUGCAUGGAGUACCGCCUCCCGCUGCAGCCGCUCGACGCAAAGGACGCGGCCAGCGUCGAGCCAGCGCUUGCCGCCUCCGUGCUUGCGCCCGGCGCCAUCUACUCGGCCACGGGCACCAACGGCGACGUGCACAAGACGUGUCUAGCCAUGUGGCAGCUCUGCCGGCAGCACGGCGUCAUGUUUCGCUUCAACACGGACAUCACCGACAUUCUCAUCGUCGACAACCGCGUGGUCGCUGUUCAAGCCCACGACGGCGACCUCAUUGAAGGCGACUCGUUCGUGCUGGCACUCGGGAACCACACGCCGGCGGUCGCCAAGCUCGCCGGCGUCAAGCUGCCCAUGUACCCCGUCAAGGGUUAUGUGCUCAGUGUCCCGCGCAACGAAGCGUUCCCGCCGCUCACGUGCAAUGUGUACGCAGGUGGGAACGCACUCGUGUCGCCCAUGGCCGACGGCUCGCUGCGGAUAUCGGGCGGCGCGGACUUUGCCGGUUUCAACUACAAGAGCGAUCCGAAGCGGGUCAAGUGGCUCUUGAAGCAGGCCAAGCGCCUCUUCCCCGAGACGUACUUCGACGAGUCGAAGCUCGAGUCGCACGCGUGUCUUCGACCAGUGAGCGCCGACGACGUCCCGUUCAUUGGCCAGACGCUGGUCGACAACCUCUUUGUCAACACGGGCCACGGCUCGAAGGGCUGGACGCUCUCGUUCGGCUCCGGCGCGCUCCUCGCCGACCAAAUCAGCGGGCGGACACCCGAGAUCAACAUUGAAAAGUACUCGCCGCUGCGCUUCGGCCUCUUUAGUUAG